UGCAGUUGGCCAAUGGUAGCGGCACUGGGUCUGCGGCAGCCGGGAGAAGUCGUUGACGGGAGGUUGGGGAGCGGCGGCGGCGGCGGAUCAGAGUGGAUUUGGCAGCGAAGAGAGUGUCGGAGAUAAAGCGUGUGUGAAGGUGAAGGAGGAGGGAGCUCGGUGUUCGGCAGCACAGCACAGCUUCCGCGACGAGAGCCGUCGGCGACGCGGCUUGGGAACGCCAUGGUGUCGUGGAUCAUCUCAAGGACGGUGGUCCUUGUGUUUGGAACCUUAUAUCCUGCUUAUUAUUCAUACAAAGCUGUAAAAACCAAAAACGUGAAGGAAUAUGUUCGUUGGAUGAUGUACUGGAUUGUUUUUGCCCUUUACACGGUACUUGAAACUUUUGCAGAUCUCACUAUUGCAUGGUUUCCACUGUACUAUGAACUUAAAGUUGCAUUUGUUAUUUGGUUAUUGUCUCCGUACACACGAGGUGCAGGGGUACUUUACAGAAAGUUUCUACAUCCUCUUCUUUCCUCCCGUGAGAGAGAGAUUGAUGAGUAUAUUAGCCAAGCUAAAGAUCGAAGCUAUGAUACAAUGGUGAAAUUUGGAAAGCAAGGUCUAAAUCUUGCCGCAACUGCUGCUGUGUCCGCUGCGGUAAAGAGUCAAGGUGCAAUUACUGAAAAGCUGAGGAGUUUAAGUAUGCAUGACUUAACAACCAUACAAGGUGAUGAACCAGUAGGACACCGUUCCUUAACUGGUGGUGCAGAUACCAGAAAGAAGGCUAAACAUUUGCCCAGAGAAGACUUCAACCAGCAUUUUAAUUAUGAUGAUGUGGAUAGUGAAGAUCGAUCAGAUGCCGAGCAGAACAGCGCUCAUUCUGAUGACGAGCUGGUCACACAAAAGCAUCUCCUACGAUCACAGAGCCUUAAAAUGAAACGAAAAGGUCAUCGUAAAGAGGUCCGGUAUGGAUCCCUGAAGUUGAGAUCCAAGAAGAGGGUGCAGUGCAGUUAUAUCACAGGAUAAAAUGAUUUGGAUAUUCCUGUUGUUCAUGACUUCAGCUGAAUAUGUGCUGUUGGAUUUAUAAUGUUUUUAAUUUCAAGAACACUAAGAAAUGCUGGUCCCUAUAUAUAAUAUAUAUCUGACUUUGUCACCUUGACACAUCCUGCUGAGUUGGCCCAUGACUGAGACUGUAUUUAUCAUAACUGUCCUGUGACAACGGGUCUUAAAAAUGAUGUGUUAUACUGACUGAUAAUUUAGAAUCAUUAACAGGAAGAGCAAUCUUCUACAAAAUAUGUUGUUUCAAUUCGGCAGAAAGGUCAACAAUAGAUUUUGAAAAUCAGUGUUGAAGAGCUUGAAUUCUGAAGUGCCGAGAAGCCUGUGGAAACAUUGAAUCUGAGCUGUGGUUUAACCAAAAAAAAUCGACAAGAAUACUUUUGUCAUGGAAGCGUGCACUUUCUUUCAAUACACUAAUGACCGCAUUUUCUGUGAUGAUUUGGGACUGGGCUCGUUUGUAAAGUGUGUUUCAGUUAGAAUUCUUCAGAGUUAUGAGGAAUAUGUUAAAAGCAAUAUAAUUUAGUAUUUUGAAGGUCAAGUUUUUAAAAAAUGUUAAUUGCAUGUUUUUAUAAAUUUUGUAUGUUAAUGGGUGACUUUUAGUAUUUUAUAUCUGUCAGUGUGAGUUGUAAAUCUUCCAACUUUCUACCUUUUAAAAACAAAUUGAAUAUACUGAGCACAUUUUGUAGCUAGAA
Molecule: messenger RNA, 1724 nt
Organism: Amblyraja radiata (thorny skate)
Lineage: Eukaryota; Metazoa; Chordata; Chondrichthyes; Rajiformes; Rajidae
Gene: reep3b
Product: receptor accessory protein 3b
Exons: 8
Coding region: 223-1002 (259 amino acids)
Biological process (GO): endoplasmic reticulum tubular network organization
Cellular component (GO): endoplasmic reticulum membrane; cytoplasmic microtubule; endoplasmic reticulum tubular network
Molecular function (GO): microtubule binding
Source: RefSeq, a predicted model, not a curated record